AUGCCACGGAAAAGCCAAAACUCUACGCCGUGGAGAGAGAAGAGAAGACAGCAAGCCGAAGGCAUUACGAAUGCCAGAAGACUAUCGAAGACCAACCGAGAAAGGUUUCGUCGCCAGAAGAGAGCCGCAUUCAAAGGAGCCAAUCGUUUGUUUGUCGAUGGCCUCGAUACGGGUCGUGACCGUCGCAUCUAUGUUCUCAUUAUGGAAAAGAUGAAGUCUGGGCCUCGUUAUACUACGUAUGAUUCUCACCCAAAAAGUGAAUGGAUUCCGGCAGCAGAAGAAGUGAAAUUGGCCCCGAACCGACACAUGGAAUCCUUCCGACUUCGGCGAUUCACCGAAAGCAAAUGA
Messenger RNA from Penicillium paradoxum, 348 nucleotides. RefSeq lists its product as uncharacterized. The record is from RefSeq and is a predicted model, not a curated record. The coding region runs from base 1 to 348 and encodes 115 amino acids. The transcript has 2 exons. Lineage: Eukaryota; Fungi; Ascomycota; Eurotiomycetes; Eurotiales; Aspergillaceae.